UGGGCAAUUGUGCGCUUUAAUGUCAAUCAGCACUGUUGUUUUGCCAGUUUAGUCUCGGAGGCUAAUGCCUUACUACGAAUUCAUUCAAUUAUUGUACAUACCAGCUGGAUUUUGAAAAGGUUACGGAGGCAUUUUAGUGUAACGUUAGUCGCUAUAACUUUUCAUUCGCUGUUUUUGUUUGUCUUGAAGCUUAGCACUAGCAUAAAGCUAGUUAGCUAGUCAGGGCUAGCCAUGUUAGUUUUUAGCAUCGCUAGAAGCUAACUGUUAGCCGGAAGACCACGGUCCUCUAACGUGAAAUACGGACUGUUGUUGAGUAAAAACAGGCAAUAUAAAUGCCCCACCUAAAUUAGAGGUGGCAGAAACAUUAGCUCUCACACUGGAGGACUGACAUUGACGAUGGCGUUAAUUGUGGACGUCCCAGCAGAUGAGUGGCCCUGAGAAGUGAUUCAGCCCGAUGAGUUAGCAACAAUGUCUUGUAAAUCAACUAAAGUUGCCCCAAGUGUUGAUUUCGACCACAGUUGUUCCGACAGUGUGGAAUAUUUGACGCUCAAUUUCGGCCCAUUUGAGACUGUCCAUCGCUGGAGAAGGCUCCCUCCGUGUGAUGAGUUUGUGGGUGCAAGGCGCAGCAAGCACACUGUUGUGGCAUACAGGGAUGCCAUCUACGUGUUUGGGGGAGACAAUGGGAAGAACAUGCUGAAUGACUUGCUCCGCUUUGAUGUGAAGGACUGCUCAUGGUGUCGAGCUUUCACCACUGGAACUCCACCUGCUCCCAGAUAUCACCAUUCAGCUGUAGUCUAUGGCAGCAGCAUGUUUGUUUUUGGGGGAUACACUGGAGACAUUUACUCAAACUCAAAUCUGAAAAACAAAAAUGACCUUUUUGAGUACAAGUUUGCCACAGGGCAGUGGACUGAAUGGAAAGUGGAGGGGAGCCUACCAGUGGCUAGAUCUGCACAUGGAGCCACAGUCUACAGUGAUAAACUGUGGAUAUUUGCUGGCUAUGAUGGAAAUGCCAGGCUGAACGACAUGUGGACCAUCAGUCUGCAAGAUCGGGAACAUGCAUGUUGGGAAGAGAUUGAUCAGAGUGGUGAGAUUCCUCCAUCUUGCUGCAACUUCCCUGUAGCCGUAUGCAGAGAUAAGAUGUUUGUGUUUUCUGGUCAGAGUGGAGCCAAGAUCACUAAUAACCUCUUCCAGUUUGAGUUCAAGGGCCACAUGUGGACACGUAUCCCAACCGAACAUUUACUGAGGGGCUCCCCUCCGCCACCUCAGAGACGAUAUGGCCACACUAUGGUUGCUUUUGACCGCCACCUGUAUGUAUUUGGCGGUGCUGCUGACAACACUCUGCCCAACGAGCUGCACUGCUACGAUGUGGACUCUCAGACCUGGGAGGUGAUCCAACCCAGCCUGGACAGUGAGAUGCCCAGUGGGAGACUCUUUCAUGCUGCUGCUGUGAUUCAAGAUGCCAUGUACAUCUUUGGGGGGACAGUGGACAACAAUGUGCGCAGUGGGGAGAUGUACAGAUUCCAGUUCUCAUGCUAUCCGAAGUGUACUCUCCAUGAGGACUAUGGCAAACUGUGGGAGAACCGUCAGUUCUGUGACGUGGAGUUUAUUCUUGGAGAGAGGGAGGAGAGAGUCUUGGGGCACAUUGCCAUAGUGACUGCAAGAUGUCAGUGGUUGCGUAAGAAAAUCCUGCAGGCUCGGGAUAGGCAGCGACAGAAGACUAAACAGGAAAACAGCGAGGAGAAUGAUGAAGGGGCAGCUGGAGGCCCGAGGGAUAUCCCAGCAGGCAACAGGCCAUCGGGCACACAGCCGAUGCUAGAAGUAUCCAUCAGGGAAGCGGAGGCCCAGCCUUUUGAAGUCUUAAUGCAGUUCCUCUACACAGACAAAAUCCAGUAUCCGCGCAGAGGUCAUGUCCAGGAUGUUCUCCUGAUCAUGGACGUUUACAAACUCGCUCUUAGUUUUAAGCUUUCCCGCCUGGAGCAGCUGUGUGUACAGUACAUUGAGGCAUCUGUCGACCUGCAGAACGUUCUCAGUGUUUGUGAAAAUGCCAACAAACUGCAACUGGACCAGCUCAAGGAACAUUGCCUUAAUUUUGUAGUGAAGGAGUCACACUUCAAUCAGGUGAUCAUGACAAAGGAGUUUGAGCAUCUGUCCACCCCUCUGAUAGUGGAGAUAGUGCGGCGAAAGCAGCAGCCUCCUCCCAGGUUGUACUCAGACCAGCCUGUGGACAUUGGGACCUCCUUGGUGCAGGACAUGAAGGCUUACCUGGAGGGAGGCGGCCUGGAGUUCUGUGACAUUAUUCUACUGUUAGACGGACACCCACGACCUGCACAUAAAGCCAUACUGGCAGCCCGAUCCAGUUACUUUGAGGCGAUGUUCCGCUCCUUCAUGCCCGAGGACGGUCAGGUUAAUAUCUCUAUUGGUGAGAUGGUUCCAAGUAAGCAGGCCUUUGAGUCCAUGCUGCGUUAUAUCUACUAUGGCGAUGUCAACAUGCCUCCAGAGGAUUCCCUCUAUCUGUUUGCUGCACCAUAUUACUACGGGUUUUCCAAUAACAGGCUGCAGGCUUACUGCAAGCAGAAUCUGGAGAUGAACGUCACUGUGGAGAAUGUCUUGCAGAUUCUGGAGGCAGCAGAUAAGACCCAGGCUCUGGACAUGAAAAAGCACUGCCUGCACAUUAUUGUCCACCAAUUCAUUAAGGUAUCCAAGCUCCCCAACCUGCGGUCUCUCAGCCAGCUGCUGCUGUUGGACAUCAUUGAGUCUCUAGCUACACACAUAUCAGACAAACAGUGUGCUGAGAUGGGCUCCGACAUUUAGGAUGACGCCGAGAGCCGGGCUCUUUUGUCCUCUCACAGAAGCCAUACACCUCUGCUCCACCUACUUCUAGUCAUUCCCUCCUCCCCAGCAAACAUUACUUACCUUUAUGUUGGACCUCGCAUGUCUCGACCCUCAUACAGUAGAUGCCUUUAAUACAUGCAGUAUCAACGUUGUUCUUGUUUCUCAGUCUGCAUCUCAGUGAGGAGUGAAACUAGUGAAGAAACCAAAUUCUAGCUCAAUGACAAUUGUUAGUUGACCUGAAAAAUCCCCUUUUAUGUUUAGUUUGUAAUUUAUUAAUUUUGUAUACACAGAACAAAGCUUUAGCAGGUUUUUUCUGCUCAGUAUUGCUGCUGCAUUUUUAAAAGAUAUGCAGUGCACUGUAAUAAUUCACACUUGUGACACUAUAGAAAGUUCAAGUGUUGCUCUCAGCUGUCCUGAGAUAUCUGCUCAGAUACAUUCUCAGUCAUCCAAAUACAACUUAAUCAAAGUAUACCAUUAAAUGGAUUAUUUAUCCAAAUAUGUAUUCAUCACUUGUAUUAUUCGCAGCUCUGUCACAGUUAACAAACCUGCCGUAAAGAAUCAAGACCAUUAUACGAAAAUAAUGAGAAUGUAUGUCUGUCUUACAGCUGUUUUUGUUUAAUGUUCUUGUCAUUGGCACACAUCUUUGUAAUACUAAUCAUCUCUUACCAUCACUAACAGACAAGCUCUCUUCUUCCAUACGAUAUAGCAAUGAUUAUUUAGUGACACCAGUAUGCUGUUGUUAAAUAUUUACCCACACAAGUUUCGUAUAUUUAAAGCCUUAAUAAAUCUUCUCAUACAAAAUAA
Messenger RNA from Seriola dumerili (greater amberjack), 3636 nucleotides. RefSeq names its product leucine zipper like transcription regulator 1 (gene lztr1). Gene Ontology annotation, molecular function: protein binding. Bases 469 to 2811 code for a protein of 780 amino acids. The record is from RefSeq and is a predicted model, not a curated record. Lineage: Eukaryota; Metazoa; Chordata; Actinopteri; Carangiformes; Carangidae. The transcript is spliced from 19 exons. Gene Ontology annotation, cellular component: Golgi apparatus.